AUGACUUCUCACUUGUAUCAGAUGGUCGAGACGACUACUUGCCCAUCUCACCUGGUGAAGAGAGUAGUCCGUGAAAUGCAGCCUAAAGCAGGGUUUCAGGCUCUUGCCGAAGAACUCCAGUUUUACAUUAUGAGCUUCCUUUCUUGCCGAGAUAUUCUUCGUUGUGCAUCUGUAUGCAAGGCACUUCGCCAGACGUACCUGUCAUCCUCCGAGCUCCAGUAUAUCAUUGAAUUUGGCGGCCAAGGGUUACUCCCUGUCCCCAACACGCACAAUCACAGUCCUAUUUUUAAGCGCCUACAACUCUUGAGGGACAAAGCUCACGCAUGGUUCAAUGUUGACUUCCAUUCUUUUGAAACUGUCAACGUAAAUUGGUACUCUGAGCAAAAAUAUGUCGCUGAUGGGCACCUCUACUUAUGGGACCAAGAGGAAGACUUGGCCACAAUCAUUCCAAUAUUUCCAAAACCCUCACAACAAACAAUCCAGCGUAACUGGUCUCCAGGAACGUUGUGUUCAGUUCCCAACUCAACCAACCUCGAUGUAUUCAUGGACCCAGCACAGGACCUGAAAGCCGUCGUGUACAAGGUUGAUCACGAGAGUGACGAGACACUCUACAUCGACCUUGAAGCACUGGAUUGUGAUAGUGCUCACCCCAACGCUGCUGGACGGACACUGUAUCUGUCGGGGCCGCCCGGAUACAAUGACAACCGUAUUCAAACAACAAGUGCGAAGCUCAGGGGUUUCGGGAGGCAUAUUGCUUUACAGCGCUCUGUUGAGGUUGCGGUUGGUCAUGGAGCCGGGAUUUACCACGAGAAUAUAUGGCAGUUGCAGAUUUGGGAUUGGCAACACUCAACGACAUCCAAUUGCGUCCUCGGCAUCACAACACUACACGGAAUCGCUUUUUGUUUCCUCGGAAAUAAUAGAAUACUGGUUGUCGCCAAUAAUAAUUUGAAGCUCUAUUCAAUCGAGGAUAUAUCCCAGACGCCACAAUUACUGGCAUGCUUCCUGUCGCCCCUCCCUUUGUCGUACAUACAGUGUCUCCUUCCGAUGGAUGAUACUGAGCACCGCUCGCUGUCGCAUGCCCAACAAACAACAUACACCCCAAACGCUAAAAAUCGACUAAUAUGCCUUAUCGCAUCCUUUCCCACUCGAGUCUUCAUCAUUUCCACAAGGGUUUUCUUCAACGUCAACGUAACGGCAGCGGAAACGCCAAUACCAUGGAACCACUGGGGCCCUUCAAACGCUCGUAUUUUUGAGCACCAUUAUUCAUGCAAAGUUCACGUUAGUGGGAAUCGGGUUCUGCAGGCAUUCCCAGUCAACACGUCAGACCCGGACCCUAACGAAUAUGUGUUGCAUAUGAUGGACUUCAGCCCGCGAGCUGUGACAAACAGGCGGGGUCUAGGACGAGUGGUGAAGGAGACAUCUACCAUUAAUUUCACUGGCAAGUUUGCAGGAGAGCUUGACGAUUUCAACGUCCCUACCUUAUGUUGA
Suillus subaureus is the source of this 1488-nucleotide messenger RNA. RefSeq lists its product as uncharacterized. Gene Ontology annotation, molecular function: protein binding. Lineage: Eukaryota; Fungi; Basidiomycota; Agaricomycetes; Boletales; Suillaceae. The coding region runs from base 1 to 1488 and encodes 495 amino acids. The transcript has 3 exons. The record is from RefSeq and is a predicted model, not a curated record.